UUAACCAUACACACGUGCACUUUUUGUAUAAAAGAAAAAAAUAUUUUGAUAAAAUUAAUUUAAUUUUUUUGAUAUUAUUUAUAAAUAACAAUGGGCAAACAAAAGAAAACACAAAAGGUAAAAAAACAGAAAAAUGCUCAAUUGAAACGACUGCUGAAACCUACCGAUAGCCGCAUUAAAGAAGAAUUGCGUAAAAAGCGCAAAACUUCCAUUGAUCCCACCCAAAUCAAAGUCAACCAGGCUCCCCAGCAAAGUUCCGCGCUCUUCUUCCAAUAUAACACCCAACUGGGUCCACCCUAUCACAUUGUUUUGGAUACAAAUUUCAUUAAUUUCAGUAUAAAAAACAAAUUGGACAUCAUACAGGGCAUGAUGGAUUGCCUGUAUGCCAAAUGUAUACCCUACAUAUCGGAUUGUGUACGUGCGGAAUUGGAAAAACUGGGCAAUAAAUAUAAAUUAGCCCUAAGAAUUAUAUCUGAUCCACGCUUUGAACGUUUACCUUGUUUACAUAGUGGCACCUAUGCUGAUGAUUGCAUAGUGGACCGUGUUAAGCAGCACAAAUGCUAUAUAGUGGCAACAAAUGACAAGGAUUUGAAAAAUCGUAUACGUAAAAUACCCGGUGUACCGAUUAUGUAUGUAGCGGCCCACAAAUACGCCAUUGAACGUAUGCCGGAGGCGUAUGGUGUAAAAGCGUAGUCUUUAUUUAGGUUUUAAUUGGAUUUCUUUUUUUAAUAUUUAGAUUUUUUAAAAAUGUCUUUUUCCUCGUAGUGUAAGAACUUUUGUUAACACUUAAAUAAAAGAGAAAAAAUACAUGUAUUUUAAAUAACUGAAAAGUA
Molecule: messenger RNA, 833 nt
Organism: Lucilia cuprina (Australian sheep blowfly)
Lineage: Eukaryota; Metazoa; Arthropoda; Insecta; Diptera; Calliphoridae
Gene: Bka
Product: rRNA-processing protein FCF1 homolog
Exons: 2
Coding region: 91-693 (200 amino acids)
Cellular component (GO): small-subunit processome; nucleolus
Source: RefSeq, a predicted model, not a curated record